Molecule: messenger RNA, 1337 nt
Organism: Sinocyclocheilus grahami
Lineage: Eukaryota; Metazoa; Chordata; Actinopteri; Cypriniformes; Cyprinidae
Product: leucyl-cystinyl aminopeptidase-like
Exons: 7
Biological process (GO): peptide catabolic process; proteolysis
Cellular component (GO): cytoplasm; membrane
Molecular function (GO): peptide binding; zinc ion binding; metalloaminopeptidase activity
Source: RefSeq, a predicted model, not a curated record
AGUGGUUUGGAAACCUGGUGACGAUGGAGUGGUGGAAUGAUAUAUGGCUGAAUGAAGGCUUUGCCCGAUAUAUGGAAUUUGUCUCACUUGAGGCAGUAUAUCCAGAGCUUAAAGUUGAGGACCACUUACUGGACACCUGUUUCGGAGCUAUUGGACGGGAUUCUCUAAAUUCUUCCAGGCCAAUUUCCAGUUUAGCUGAGAACCCUACACAGAUAAAGGAAAUGUUUGAUACUGUGUCAUAUGAAAAGGGAGCAUGUAUUCUCCAUAUGCUGAGGAAUUUCUUGACAAAUGAAGGCUUUCAGAAUGGCAUUAUUCGGUACCUUCGUAGGUUCAGGUAUAGCAAUGCCAGAAAUGAAGACCUGUGGGACAGCCUUAUUAAAACAUGUUCAGAGGAGGAUUUUACAGCAGGAGAAUACUGUUACAGCAGUACACAAGCCACUAAAAAUGCGUAUCGUUUUGCUGGGGAGCAUAUAGACCUGAAGAAAAUGAUGUAUACGUGGACUAUACAAAAGGGCAUACCGCUGAUCACAGUGAAGCGGCAAGGAAGGAAACUGUAUAUUGGGCAAGAGCGCUUCUUAAAGAUAGUCCUGCCUGGUGAUCCCUCAUGGCAUUCACUUCAAAAAGGCAUUGCCUCAUCCUACACCCGCCAGCAGCAUUCUGGAUCGUGCUUGAAGCCUUCGACUAAGACAACGGUGGUAGGUGUUCUCAUCCUGGUGCUGGUGGCCUCCAUGUUUAUGGUCAUCUACUUCCUGCCAGGCUGCACUUUCACCAGAAAAGGCUGCCAGAAGACCAAUUCGACCAUGGACAGCAUCUAUCCCAUUUCCACAAGUGGUGAACGUUUCCCAUGGACCGAGUUGAGGUUACCGCCUAGUGUGCAUCCUGUGCAUUACAAUAUUUCACUCCAUCCCAACCUGGCCCUCAUGACCUUCCAAGGCUGUGUAUCCAUCUUGGUGCAAGUGUUGCAUGAAACAAAGAAUAUUGUCCUUCACAGUUCUGAUAUGAACAUAAGCAAGGUCACUUUUGAAGGUAAAGAGGUCCACGUCCUGGAGUACAAACCUUGGCAGCAAAUCGCCAUCAAAUUUCCAGAAGAUCUUAAGAAGGGACAGUAUGUUUUGAACAUUAAUUACACAGCAAAGCUCUCCAACAGCUAUGAUGGCUUUUACAACAGCUCAUAUGUCGACACAAAUGGUACAAAAAGAGUUUUGGCCGCUACUCAAUUUGAGCCCUUGGCUGCUCGCAAGGCUUUCCCUUGUUUUGACGAGCCAGCUUUUAAAUCAACUUUUACAAUUAAGAUGACCAGAGAACGCAAGUACAUCAGCCUUUCAAACAUGCCCAAG